Molecule: messenger RNA, 19613 nt
Organism: Xyrichtys novacula (pearly razorfish)
Lineage: Eukaryota; Metazoa; Chordata; Actinopteri; Labriformes; Labridae
Source: the annotation of a GenBank genome assembly
AGUUUUCCUGUUUCAGUGUCCUCUCAUCAGAAUUGACAAAAAACACUAGAUAAGAGCUGUUUUACACUGAGGAGCGAGCCGUGGAGAAAGCUCUUCCACCAUGAGAGACCGCUUGGAUGAACUCCUGCAGAGGGCUCAGGAGUUUUCUGAGGACGCAGUUGAAAAUACCAACCCUUUUUCAGGAGAGGUCGAUGAUGAUGACUCCGGGGUGGCUGGGGUCAUAGUGCCUCAGGCAGUCAUGUUUGAAGAGGAACCAAUCAUUGAGAAUUUCCUGUCUGAGGCUCAGCAAAUCAGAGAUGAUAUUGAAGUACUAGAAACAGAGGUAAACACAUGCAGAUGCGUAAUGUUUAUUGUUUGUUUCAAAGUUUUUGGAGCUCUUUUGAUGCACAACACCCCAAAACUCUGAUUGCUUCUGUUUCUGUUAUGUCUUCCUUUCUGUUAUUCUCCUCUUUUCAAUCUUUUUAUUGUGAUAAACACCGAAUCCAAUUGGAAGAAGAAAAAAAUACCGAGCUACUGUUUAUAAGACAUCCAUCUGCAUUCAGUUCAUUGAUUUAAAUUCCUGUUUGGUACUAAAAGUAAUUAUGUGAAUUCUCAACUGUGAACAGGUCCUUAAGUUUGGCCAACAGCAAAAGACCCUGGUGGCAACCAUGCGUCGUUUUAGUGUGAUGAAGAAAGAGAGCAGUAUCACUCGGGACAUUAAGCUCCAGGCUGAAAGCCUCCAUCGACGUUUAGAUGCUCUAUCAAAACAAGUACAGAGAACCGAGGACCACCAAGGACCAAAUGCUGUUACAACCAGAAUACAGCAGUCCCAGCAUGCAGCACUGUACCGCAAAUUCCAGCAGGUGGGGAGAGAGAUUUGAUCAGUAAUACCUAUCAUUAUUUCCUUCAGUGUAAUUCUCAUAUGCAAACUCUUGAUACAGAAAGUAUUUCAUGUCUCUAAAUUUCCCAGAUUUAAGUCCAGUAUAGUACAUGAAAUGAAAUACAAAUUACAAAUUUUCCAUGUUGAACCUUGCUUUAUACUGUUAAUCAUGUUUUUUUUCUUUUUUAAUAAGUGUUUGCAAUACGUCAAACCUGUCUAUAAAUCAAUGCUUGGUCUGAUCCUGAUGGUGGAAAUGGGUCAGGGGAAGCAGAAGGAAGCAUUAGCAUCAGUAUUUGCAUUUAGCUUCGAUUUCUCAGUUCACUUUCAAAACUGACUGAGUCAGAUUCCACCCUCUGUCAAUGGUAUACUGUUCAUUUCAAGUCGAGCUGAUCAGGUUCAGGCUCUUUAACUCUCAGCUUCUCCUGCAAAGAUCUCCUCUCAGAUGGCGCUAUUCUCAGUUUCUUAGCUGGUUUUCUUUUAGCAUCUUGAAAAUAGCUCUCUCCAUGUUUACGUGUAUGUAAAUGGUACUUCAAGCAGCUCCUGUUUUUGUAGUAUUGAGGAGACGAGACAGUGAAUGUGCAACUUAAAACAAAGUCAAUAAAGACCUGUUGAACCACAAAUAACUGCCUACCCAAAACCAGAAAUAUGUGAGGGAUAACCCACUAUACAGACACAGAACAUGUUUAACCUACAGUUUUAUUGCAAAUAUUUUUUUCCUUACAAUUUAACAAUAUUUGCCCAGAUCUAAAAAUAAAUAAAUAAAUAAAAAUAAAUCUGUUAUUUUGAACUAGUUUUUUAAAAUCCCGAAAUGGCGAGACUUCUUGAAGAAAGUAGUGAGAUGGCGCCCUUGUACCAUGGCGUCUUCUGUUGACCAGCUGCCUUUGAAUUUAUGUAAAAGACUUUAAACAGGAUUUGAACACUGGCUGACUUAAAGGGAUAUUCCGGCGUAAAAUUAAUUUAGGGUCAAACACACCGCAACACUAAGUUAGACAACCCGUCGAGAGAUGAAUGUUGCCGACUACUUGCUUCUCUAGUUAUACCAACUUUGGUAACGACCUCACGAUAGUAAUACACAGUGGUCUACGUCUCCACGUGCACACCUCAACCAAAAAGCUACUCUACUGUAUAGCCACAAAUGAUGCUCAGAACAGCACCUAACGUCAUCAACAGUACAUAUAAGGUACCAGCCAUAAUUCUAGCAAUCAAACAUCUUUUUAGCUUUGCCUGAUUUCUUUAGUAAAGAGAUGAAACACAACUCACCUAGGGGGUAUUCCACGAAGCUGGCUAAAGAAGGCUGGGAUAUCGCCUGUAAGCAUGGCUUGAAUAAGCGGCCACUUAGCUGAGACUUGUUCCACUAACGAGGCUCAGCUGUUUUUCAGAGACGCUUAUUCUAGCCAGGCUUAUCCAAGCCGCGGCUAUGCGCGCCUCUGUGGUACAUUAAAAGCCCUGACGUAUCAAUUGUCGACAUGAUGAGAUCAUGGAGAAAAAGGGCAGAGUGGAGUCUUUCUCAGCGUCGGAGCAAACACUCCUCAUGGAGUUGUACAAAGAGUACAAGGGAAAAAUUAAAAAGAAGGUCGUGGUUAAGUAUCGUGGACCGUUUAAAUUCGUAAGUUAUAGCCGACAAGUAUUUUACAACCGAUGCAUGUCUUGAUGCAGUCAGCCUGCUUGGCUGUCUAAUUUUAUUCCUCACUUCUGCAUAUGUACUGUAAACACUUUUUUUUUAAAACUUUUCAUCUUGUGUAUGUGCAGCUCACUCAUACAGUCUGUCAGCCUCUGUGCAGCACCUUCGCAGCAAGCAGCGGCGCCUACAGCAGCAGGGGGCGCCGUUUUGACAAGAGUUAAUACAAAACCGCUUUGCGGUGCAGAUUUAUUAUUUUUAUUAUCUUUUUUCUUUCUUUUUUGGAAGUGCUCAUGCCGCCCCCCAUGAGUCAUGACACAAAUGCUGCCCUGGGCAGCUGCCCGGUUUGCCUGUGCCCAGAACCGCUAUUGCACUGUAGGCAUAAUUCAUGUUCUUGAUGUGACAAAUAGAGAUCCAUAAUGGAUUAGUAUAGCAGCUACAGGUAAGACCUAAAACCAAAGUAGGCAAACUUAGACAAAAAGCAAAGAAAAACAUGUAUCUGGAGAUGUCUUUUUUUUUUUUAUUUUUUUUUUUAGGGAUGAUAUUGGCACAGCGCCCAUCAUUUAAAUAAGAGAGAAGACACACAUGAGCUUGUACACAGAGUAGUCAUUGUAGUGUGGCUGGUUCGUUGUGAGGACCCAGAAGCAGACACUGAGACUAAGAUCAACUCAAAGUGAAUUUUAAUGUCCAAACUCAGGAUUGAAAUGCAAACGAGGAUGUCCGGUUGGCUGGUUGUCGUGUGGGCUGGAGACACUGCAGGAAAAACCAGAGGAGACGGGAGUUAUAGAACAUGAAAAGAGUCACGAGGAGCAAAGUUCUGAUACUGAUACAAACGAGGUCGGCCAGGAGAAGCGUCUUUACCGCUAGGAAGGGUAGACAAUACUCAGGCGCUGAGACUGAGGGCUGCAGGCUUCUUAAAGUGCCUUGAUUGGAGAUGUGGAGCAGGUGUGUGGUCUCACUCAGCCUCAGCGCCGGGGGAGGGGAGGAAGCUCUGGAAGAGAGUAAAGCCAGACCUGGCAAACAGGGAAACAAAGGAAGUCCAGCCAAAAUAAAACAAGAUGAGGAGGCGUCUCACCACAAGUCAUGUCGUCAUUUGCCAUCACCUUUACAUUAUUAUCAUCAUAAUCAGAAUGGACCACUGGUGAGAGGAAGGCUUUUUUUAAUGGGGAAUUGUUGCUGUUGUCGCCUUCAGUGUUUUGGAUGAGAUCGUUUGUGCUUUUAUUCUGUUAUGUGUUGACAGUAAAUUGAGAGUCACAGAAUAAAAGAAAGAAAAUCAAAUAUUUCCAAAUAAUUACCGCUGACGGGAUCGAACCCACAGAGCAGUGAAAAAAAACACAUUUUACCUGCACUUCUCUUUACCCACUCAGCUACUGAAUUUCUCUUUUUCUUUGAGGUUGGUGAAGUAUUGGGCAUGUCUGGAUUCACAUAUUCCUAUGUUGUUUUAAAAAGCUCUCAAUUUAUUUUUCCAAACAAGAGCAUCAUUUAUUACAUAUAAAGAUGAAAUUACCGUGUGACAUGCAGUUCACAAAGCGUCUUCUGGAAGCCCGUCGGACCUUCUCUGAGACGCAGCUAUGGUUAGCUUGACUGUAAGCCAGCCUGGGACCAGGCUUGUCGCGCUGGCUAAGUUACCAUGGUUACCAAGCCACGCUAGCCCUAAGCCUCGUUUGUGGAACCGAACUCUCACUAAAAUUAGCCAAGCUAACUGAAAUAAGCCAGGCUUUGAGCUAUGCCAGCUUCGUGGAAUACCCCCCUACUCUCUUCCAGCAGCCUUUUGUUUGUAGCGAGACCUCGGGCCGAUCCAUUACCACAGUGGGGUAACGCACCUCAAGGAGGAACAACGUGUGUCUAACUUGGUGUUAUGGUGUGUUUGACUCAAACUUUAAUUAACGCUGAAAGAUUCCUUUAAGAUUCAGACACAGUUUCAAGUUGGCCAACAGAAAAUUCAUUUUAAACCAAAAAAAUAUCUUUUGAAGCACAAAAUUUCCAUACAGCAGUGACAGUCAUGUCUCUGAAUAUAACAAAGAGGCAGAAAUGACAAAAACACAGUAACUUGCUGCCCACAAAACAAAUAGAUGAAACAGUAGUUGUGCAAGAAUGAGCAAACAAAAGACACAUACUAACUCACAGUUUGAUCAGCUCGCUUUGCCAUCUCUCUUUUUAAUGCAUGCAUUUAGCUCUAUUAUAUCAGUUUUAUGGCUCUUAAACCUAAAUGACAAUGAAGUUAAAAACUAAAAAACCCUAUAUCUUCCAUAUUUUUUUUAAAAUUUACCUCCCCCUCUCACAUUUUAUUCCCUCUUUUGCUGUGCUAAUGUCCAGGUAAUGCUACAGUAUAAUGAGGGUCUGCUGAGCAAGCAGGAGCGCUGUAAGCACUUCAUUAUCCGGCAGCUGGAGGUAUCGGGGAGAGAUGUGACGGAGGAGGAGGUGAAUAACAUGGUGGCCACAGGACAAUGGGAUGUCUUCAAUGAGAACCUGCUGAAUGAUGCCAAAAUCACACGUUCACAGCUGUCUGAGAUUGAACAGCGACACAAGGUGAGGAUGAUAGCAAACACCCAGGGCUGUACCAAAAUAAGCUCAUAAAGGGGAGGUUUGUUUGAUGGUCCUGAGGCCUCAGAGGCCACUGUUUGGCAACAUUUUAUAACUUUUACUAAAGAUUCUUUCCUAAAUUUCUGGUUUAACAUGUACUUGUUCCUUCUAUUCUUAGUGUGACACUUUAAAGGCCAUAAUUUCUUUGGUAUUUACAUACAAUUCAGACAUAGUUGAUUGUAAUACUAUGUCCCUAAUGUCCCUAAACUAUGUCCCUAAAGCCGCAUUCAGACCAGCCGCGACCUGACGCGACUUGGCGACGGCUCCCAAUGCAAAGUCUAUGGCCAGCCGCGACCUGACGCGACUUGGCGACCGCCGGCUUCCUGCGACGCGACCAUGCGCGACCGGGCGACCGGUCGCCAAGGCGCGUCCCCGAGGUUGCGUCGCCGAGGUCGCAGGACGCCAAGUCGCGUCGCUCCCAAAGUUCAAAUAUUUGAACUUUGGGAGCGACUUCGUGCCGCGACAGCCAAUCAGGGCUCUGCUGACGUCAACAAACCGGCGAAACAAGGAAGAGGAGAAGAAGAAUCACAAUGGAGGAGCAGUUAAUCACAUCCGUUAGCUACCACCCAGCUAACUGCCCCUGCUUGCUAGGCUACAUGUUUCAACGUAUGUGUGUGUGUGUCUUUGCAGUGGAUGUGUGCCGCAAGCGGUGGAAGGGGCUUAGAGACGUUUAUAUGAGGGACAGACAGAUAGACAGGCGUUCCGAAGCUGAGAUGGAGCGCCUGUAUUUCGUGUCCAGGCGGGAGAUGCUGCUUCCCACCUGGGCGAGGAGGUCCUCGAACUGCGCCGUCGACACACGGAAGUACCGCUGGAAGCGACCGUCGUCCAGGCGGAGUUCCUGGAGCAAGCGGUGAAAUUCACCCAGCUCCGUCCUCCUCCGGAUGGUUUCAUGCACCCAUAAACGCCGGCGGCGUCUACUGCGGAUGUACAGAUAUGCGGCAGCACUGAUGAACUGAAAACUGAGCUAGUGACAUGGAUGACGUCACCGGCGACCAGACGCGACCUGCGACUGCAACUUUGGACCCGGUGUGAACACACCAGAGCACCACGCGACGCGACCUGACCGACCAACGCGACGCGACGCGACCUGGUCGCGUUUGGUCUGAACGCGGCUUUAUGCUCAUGAGUCUUCCUCAGUUUGUACAUAUGUCAUACAUUGUCAGAAGAUGGUUACUUUAGAAAUUAAUAAAAAAAAAUAUAUAUAUGCCAUUCUUCAAAUCUUUGAAUACUAGGAUUCAUGCAUGCUUUAAACAAUUCAUCAGCUGUUUUUGGCCCUUUGUUUGGAAGGGAGGCAUACACUGAGAUGUGCAGAUUUUUUAAGCAUGCUCGGUAGUUUUCAAGUAAGAGCCUGGGAGCACUGUCACCAGUUACUCUGUCAUCCUGCAGUUAUUGUUCCAUUUACAUGCUCCUUAAUGUGAUGUUUAUGGUUUCUUCUUUUCAGUUCUUUCUGCCCAAAAAUUCUGUGUGAUGUUCUUUCUGCACUCAAGAUAAAUAACUCAUGUUUGUUGCUUAUGGUUAAUGCAUCUCCUUUUUCAAAAGCAUACUUAUGUCAACUCUUUUGCUGUUACUAUUUAAUUGCACAUUUUAAUUUUUUAUUCUUGCAUGUGUUGCCUAAAAUCCUUACAAUAUGGUAAAUUCAUGUAUAAGGUGCUAAAAACUGUUACCAUUACUCUGGUUUGUCAUGCAAAACAGGUAGUGUGCUGGUCAGUCAGUAUGUUUACAUGCACAGAUAAGUUUAACUAUGGUUAUAGCUUGGUUAGGUGAUUUAAUUGGACCACUGUCUUUAUCUCAGUCUAACAACACUGAUCAGGAAUCAAAUUAUCAACAGAGGCAUAUUUGCCUUUGCUGCAACAGGUUGUGACAUGCACCUUUGCAGCUAGCUACUAUUAGGUUGUUUCCUGGUAGACAUAUUACUAGCAAAACUAACGUAAACUAACAAGGUAUUAUUCACCAUCCAGCCUUUUAGCAUCGAAUCUGUGCUUUUCCCAUUCCCAGCUCAACACUCUGCAGUAUGAACAGAACACUUAGGCCAUAAGCAUGGAGGAUUGAUCCCCAGGUGUUAUGCAGGUGUGUUAGUUUGACGAUGAGGACUGUGAUUAUGUGCAAUUCCAGUCAUGCUUAAAUGUUUAAUUGUCUUUUAAAAGUCCAGUUUCAGCUGGCCUAGGGCAAUGAAACAAUUUGAUGAACAGCAUUUAGACAUACAAGAUGAGUCUGCAAUGGACCAAAAAUAUUUAUUUGGAGAAAGAGCUGCUAAUUCAGAAAAGAUGUGCAUGUAUCAAAACUUAUCAAAACUUUAAAAAAACUUUAAAAAAGCAUUUUGAGGAACAUGCUGCAUAUACUUCUUCUACUACUGCUACUACUACUACCACUAUUAAUUAUAACAACAACAAUAAUAAUAAUAAUAAUAAUAAUAAUAAUAAUAAUAAUAAUGAUAAUAAUAAUAAUAAAAACUGUAGUAAUAUAUUAUUGUUAUUAUUAUUAUUAUUAUUAUUAUAUCUCAUCAUCAUCAACAUCAUAAUAAUAAUUAGCCUUCUGUCUCGAAGGAGGCUGCUUUUGCACAGUACUUUGUUCAAUUCUUUCUCCAGGUCCUGUUGUUCACAUGCUUAAGUGUCUUUGGACAGGAUCCUGACCUCAAACUCCCUUCAGGGUAGUCGCAUACUACUACUACUACAUACUGUGAAUGGGCUUAGUACUGAGCGGUGCUUUGCAUGGAAGCCUCUGCAAUUAAUGUGUGAGUGCGCUGUGAGUGAGCGAAUAUGAUAUGUCAUGUAAAAGUGGUCUGAGUGGUCAGAUGAGCAGAAAUUAUGUUCUAUAAUACAAGGCCUGUCUUCAUUUUACAUUUUAGCCAUGCUAAAUCCAUUCUUCGAAGUGUGAGAGAAAGGUAUGUGUUAUUUCAGGUCAUGUGUGCAGUGACCCAGCUGUGUUCAGUUAUAUCAUUCUUUCAUUUUGAUUUCCCACUCUGAAGGAGUCAGGAGCUGCGUCCGAAUUGCCAAGUAGUAGUCGAAGUAGUAGUCGAAGUAGUAUCUAGCAUGUCCGAAUUGGCCACCGGAGCGAGUAGCAUGCUACUUCAGAUACUACUUCAGAUGCUAGACACGCCCACAUUGUAGGUUGGCCUCGGUGCAUCCUACGGGCAUGCUACUGACCCAAAAUGCACCGCGGGCUUCUUCUUCGUCCUCUUAAAAGUUGUAGAAGCGCAUGUGAUGCUAGCGCCACCAGCUGCUCUGCCUAUUUAAAAGUGUCGCGAACGCCGGCUGGCCACAGCAGCGCGCACCAUGUCGGAGCAGCAGCAGCAGCAGGCGGGACAGCAGCAGUACAGAUGUAAGUUUCAUGUAACUUCACACACUGUCCUAAAAAAUGUGCGGUUGUAUCUCUUUGUCAUGUCAUGGUGUCAUAUUUGCCCAAGUAAUCAUUUUAUGAGCAAGUGGCGACAUCAUGGAGGUAAAGCUCACUUAUUCCAUCAUUAAACUGCACAGCUGCAGUACUACAGCCAGGCCCGCAGAUGAGGGGCUUCAGUUACCACUGUCUGCACGGGCGCAGUACCUACUCUCUGCCUGCGGGGGUCGUCUUUCCCCACCGCUCGUCUAGUGUGUCCGAAUUGGGCCAACGUGUUUAGUAUGUAGGAGUAGGAUCUAGCAGUAGCACGUAGCAGUAGCAUGUAGUAUCCGAGCGGGCAGUUCGGACGCAGCAUUUGACUCUUCUCCAUCAUACUAAUCCAGUUCCACCUCUCUACCAACAGGAGCUCUUGAACCUUGAGAACAAUAUAAAGGAGCUGAGAGACCUGUUCAUGGACAUUUUCAUGCUGGUGGAGGAGCAAGGAGCCUACAUUGAACACAUCCAGACCAAUGUAGAGAGGACACAGGAUUAUGUGGCUGCAUGUAAUGAGAAAUUCAAGUUGGCAGCCAGAUACAAAAAGAAGAACCCACUAAGACAACUGUGCUGCUGCUGCUGCCCUCCAUGGAGAUGCUGCUUAUAGGACAUGUGCAUGAUUACCAUGGCUGUCUUACGAAACAGGGUUUCAAAAACCUCAGUUACCUGAUAGGUGGGUGGAGUGGAUUGAAGACGCAUUAAAGUGGAGGUUAUGGGUCUGCAGGUUUUGAACAGUGCAGUGGUGAAGACAGAUUCACCAGAGCAUGGAAAACAAUUAGGGGGAAAGGCCAGAAUUGGUAUUUGAGGCACUUGUUUCUUUCAAGAGGAUGUGGAGGACUGCUAUUGAAAGAGACAGUUCACUGAGUGCUACUCACCAACACUGCUGUUUAUUGGAGACCUUCACUGUCAUCUGACAGAGGUCACAAACAAGGCGAGUGCUCUGCCCCUGCCACUGCCGCAUCAGCAACACUGAUAUUUCACCCGUUUUUCAAAAGACUCUUUUUCCUGCUGCUACAGAAGCUGGAGUUGAUGAUCAUUUAUUUUUUAUACACCGUACGUGCACUUUGAGACUGUUUUUCUGUUUUCCUUUCACUUCAAGACAAAUUUCACAAAGUGGAGACAGAAUGUUUUUCUCCAUGAUUUUAAGACUUUACUCUGCAUUUCAUUUUGGACCACACGAAAAAAGGAGAGCUGCCUUAACAAUUACUCAUUAGUAGCAUUUGCAUUUCAAAGUACGAUCAUGUUCAGUGAGGAAAAUAUUAUUCCUUUAUUCCAUUUCUCAAAAGCUGGGAUUCAAGAGAAACUUUGAAUAACAAGCCUUGAUCAAAAUGUUCUUUCAAGGAAGAAAACUGUAAAAAAAACGAUUAAUAAUUAAAUAAUUAAAUGAGUAGUAAGAUGGUAGUUUUGAAGUCAUGCAUUUCAGGAAGUAUCUGAUUCUCAGUGUACUUUGUGCUUUGUACUAGAAUUUCAGUGUCCGGUUCAGUGUUGUAGUAUCUGAGUCUAUAUUUCCAGAACUCUUGACCCAUCUGGACCUCAGCCCUCAUAACCCUGACUCACACUGAAACUGUUUUGUUAUGUUUGUUCAUUUUUUUUAAAAAUUAAUAUAUAAAGUCCUGGUUAUUUAUUUUGAUUCGAGGGAGGGCUGGAAGUGUGUUCACCCGUAUGCGCAUUUACACAGCCUGUUCAGUAAUAGCUCCUGGCCUUGAGAAAUGGCAUGAAUUGCGGGUUUUCCUCUCUAAAAUUUUGAGCCUAAUGCAAACAAGGGCCAUACGACAAGUUUAAUAUGUGAAAGAACAAUUCAGGCAAACAUGGGCACAAGCUUAAACUUUGGACUGACAUCUGUCCAGGAUGCAGCCUGAACAGUAAAGGAGAUAAGUAAGACUGUUGAUUUUGUUGCUGUUUGUGAGAAAGCAGUGAUGUGAGAAGUUAAAACAACUCAACCACUGGGUCCAAGCUGUUUGGUUUGUUGAAAUUCUUACUAACAGAGGGUUAGCAGCAGGUGUUUUUGAGAUUAUUUAUCACCUGCAGUGAUCCCACAAAAGUAGAAACCAUGAGUACAUCCUACUGAGAGAAGUGCUGAGGGCUUUUACAUGGACACACAACACUGUAACUUUAAUGAUCAUCUCAGUUUGUGAGACAUUAACUGGAUCUGUCAGUAACUAAUGUUGAUAAAAGGAAGAAAAACUGAGAAUAUGCUGUAUGAGUGCUCAGGAGACUCACACCUGUCAACUUGGGUUUAAAACACCAGCUCGUGUCCCUCCUUGGAUUAGGACUAAGACAGUUGUGGAUCAGUAGUUCAUUCCCAGAGUUAAAACCACCUGUUCUUGACUUGUCUUGACUUUCAGGCAGAGGUGCUCUCCUCCAGUUUCUGACUGACAGCAACAGUGAUCUUCUUUAGUCAGUCAGUGACCUGUAGUAUCUGGUGUACAGUACAAAAUACAGGUGAUCCGGGUGUGCACCAGCCAGACUGGAAAAUCCUGUUUGUCUGCUAUUCCAGGUACGCUUGACGGUGUUGUUUCCCCCAGGAACAGGGUGUGUUCAGGACCGUUAACUCCAAACACAAAAGUAAAAGGAUAUGGGAUGUGGGAAACAGUUUGAUUUGUCAUACAAAAAAAACAAAAAAAAAACAGCUGAGCAUUUGAACCUAGUUUGAUAUAAUACUGAAGUGACUAACAGAUGAACUAAAACAACAUUCAGAGGUAUAGUGAGGUACGUAGUUGCCACUGCAGGCUUUGACAUGAGACACACUGAAAAAACACACUUUCCAUCAGUAUGGUGCUUUAUAUAGAUUAACUCUUAUUAACACGGCUCCCUUGUGUCUGGCAGUGAACCAGGAUGACAUGUGUUAGUGCUGGAUCUUAUCUCCUCUGUUGUAUAUCAGUCUCACUCUGAUUGGAGUGACAUUUCAGAAUCAAGACGUAAAUGCGUCAAAUAUGUAAAUGUGGGUAUGUAAAUCAAAUAACAAUACAUUGUAAUGCAGCACAGCAGCACACUCUCUGCCAGCCCUAGUUAGGACAAAUGAGGUAGUGCUGCAAAUUGGAGGGCUCUUGAACAGCAACAAUGCCAUCCAGUGUUCAGUGAGGUAAUUGCCAGUUAAAAAAGACCUAAUGUUGGAGACUUUAGAGGGAUUUUAUCACACACACGUAUGAGCGUUGCAAGUGUUACAUGCAAACACAGAAUCACAAAACAAGGAGACAUCAAAAAUAUGAAAAUAAAGAUAUUGAAUUAUUUGGUAAAUUAUUUGGAACUGUUAGAAAAUUCUUUUGGUCAUCCUAGCUCUAAGCAAAGGGAUAAUUCAUCACAAUUCAAAGAUUACGUUUUUUUAAGAUACAGACACAGCUCAGCUUGCCUCCAAGCAAAAAGUCACUUCUGCUUGACAUAAAGAUGAAAAUAUCAUGAAAUAAAAUAGGUGAUAGAUACAAUAAAGAUUUUAUUUUUUUGUAAACGGAUCCUUUUGCGCUUUAUUUUUCAAUGUCUACAAAACCAUGGAUGAAGCCACAGCAGAGAGCAAACCCUGUGUCUGAUCCAUCAUGACAGGUGGAAAGGCAGCUCGAUGAGAACAAAACUCCAAAAUGAAGUCCAGUAGACUUUCUUUAAAUGAACUUAAAGUGGAUCAGGACGGAGCUGGGAGUCUUGGAUGACCUAAGAGAAGCCUCAGGGGGUAAAUACUAGCCGUCCUUGAGAACACCAGGCCAGACUGGAGACUGCAGAGUGCUCAGUUCAGAAACCUUUAACGUCUGACCCUGAGGCAGGUCAGCCGGAGUCACCCACAUUUCACCUCUCCAUUUCACCCACAACCUCCUCUCUCUCUGUCUCUGUCUCUGUCCUUACUUUCUUUCCCAGCAGCAGCUUCCCUGACAUUCAAGCCUUUCUGCUCUCUGGGAGCUGUCCUGUCCUACAACAGUCUUGUAAUGUUUAUAGGUUCCACGGUGGAUUUAUCUUGUUUACCCCCAGCUGCAAAGUUGUUAUCCCAUAUUUCAUCUGAAACCACCUUGCCCGGAGCCAAUCAGGAGUUUGUCCCGGGUCCUUGGCUAGAUAGAUUUGACAUUUUACUCUUAGAUCAUUUCGGGUUUUUUUUUUGUUUUUUCAAUAGCGAUUCUACCAACUCUGCAGACACAGACUCUGUAAGGUAGCUCUGAAAGUUAACUGUCUAAAACAUUAACUUGCUUCAAUGUUUCCUGAGUGUCUCUUUCUUUUUUCAGACAAAGUACAUCGAUCUGUGAUUUACUGAUGAUGCACAUGUGUUCUUGUUGCUGAGUGUGUCUGACAGAGAUGUGGUGACGUCUGUGUGUUUUUGAUAUUUCUUUUAUCUACCCUGUCACUCAGCAGUGUGAUCCCAGAGACACUCUCCAAACGUCUGAACACCAUCAAAGCAGCCUUCCUGAGAGUAACAGCAGCUGUGGUUAUAGAGAGCUGACAUUACUUUACUGCCUGGUUUUAUCACUCCCAUCAAAACCUGAACACAGAGAUAUUAGGACCCCCAGAAAGUGAUAAAUCACAAAGAGGGUGAACAGUGAGCCUGACAGCAGCCUUGGGAGCAGGAAUACUCAGCAGUAAUACAAAGGCUACAUAGAUGCAUGUAGAGUACUGGAUAUACACAAUAUAAACACCACACCAUGACUCAUCCCCCUAUAUUCAACGGCAGGAGCCGUGUAGAUGCUGUAAUGUUUGAUUCUAGCUCCCAAAGUUUGAAUUCAAGAUAAUCUGAGUCAAAAAGACAACUUGUUACACCUGAAAAAGUGAAACCCUGAGUCUUUUUUAUAACAGCAACUGUGAGCUUUGGAUAUAAAAACAUGUUUGAUUCGGCUCGGAAACCAUGUACUGUCUAUGCUGUCAAUGAUAUCAAAGACUAGAGAAGUCCACUGAAGGACCCUGAGUGUGAUUUUGAAACAGAUUUUUGUUUCCAUGCAACUUUUUUCAAGAUCACUUUUUGCAGGAUGCAAAGUGACUCAAUAAAUUCAUUUGCAAGCACUGAAAAUAACACAUUUAACUUGAUGACUCAGUUUGACCACCAUUACCAAAGCUGGUCAGAUGGACUAGUUUGGCCUAACCUGACAUGAUAUGAGCUCUGAGGUGGCUUUAAAUGUUUGAAAGAUGUAAAUAUGCACAAAGUUAAACUCUUUUGAUGUACUCACAUGUCAACCUAAAUAUGAAAUGUUGUUCAUAGUCAUUUUGCUCUGGGAUCUUAUUUAGUCCUGGCUGUAGAGAUUUUAAAACCAAAUUUCAGCAGGUGAUAUGUAUCUGUUUGCUCAUCCUGCUCCAGUGUCUGCUACAAGUAUCAAACAUUAGGACAGAAAAAAAAAAACAUGACGAAAAAACAAACUUUUGAUGUUUGCUAAACUUUACUAGCAGGUUCAGUCUACACAGGGUCAGUUACAGGUGAGUGCUGAAUUUGUACUCAGCAUUUUCAUGGGAAAUCUGAUCCAAACAAAACAUCAGCAUAAAACAGAACUAGUCUUGUUACAGAUAAUCUCGCUUUACUUUGUGAUGCAGGUAUAAGAAUAAGAGUGAGACUAUUUCAAAGUCAGCUCUAUAAUUUGCAAAGUACAUUUAAGCUUCUAAUCCCAAAUAUAAUGGUUUCUAAAGCUUCAAAGUUUUUCUUUGAGUGUUUUCAGACAGUUCCAAGAACAAUUAUCAGCUUGGCGUAAAUAGCACAGUAGAAUUAAGAAAAGAAAAAAAGUCUUCAGUGUUAAACAAAAUCUAAACAAAUACUAGAUCUUUCCUUUUUUCUAUUUUAUUUUAUUUUAUUUUUGGAGUUGCUUAAUGUACAUACAGAAGGGGAUAUAACCAAAAGUGCAAAAGUAUAUGCAAUAUUUGACAGUGAUGGAUGAUGUGUAUAGUAGCACAAAAACUGUAAUAAACUUUAGGAUGUUAUUAGCGUCUUUGAACUUGCUGUCAUGUAAAAAAUACGACACAUCCAGUCAGAUACCAACCCCAUGGGUCCUGAAUCAAGAAUUGUUCAAACUCUGCAGUCUUUUCAGAAAGUUCUGUUGAUCAGAGUAAGACUUAAAAAGCUCUUAUUUUGCCAAUGGAUGUGUCAAAGCUCGCAAAGCCUGGAGCUUUUUGCUAUUUUUAACUUCUUGUAAACAGUAUUUGCAGCUCUGACUGUGCUAUUCAUGUGAGGACUCUUUUAAUAACAGGCUGCUUAAGAGUGAAAGGUAAACCACUGUCUGUCUGUCUGUCUCUAGUCCUGGUUUUGUAAACCAGUUAAUGACAAAAGUUGAGCGUUAUUUAUUACCUAUCGCAGGACAAAUGUUCAGGCUUAAAUAUUGUGUCAGAGUGAUGGAUGAGCUUCAGUAAUAAGAGCUCUGGGAAGGUCCCUGCAUGUUUAACGUGUGUAAGCCAUCUGUGGCGAUCCCAUGCAGAUCGAGUGAGUGGUAAUAGACACAUAUGUGUGGAGCUGCUACACUGACUUUAAAGAUGUUUUCAUCUCUUUUUGACAGGGCGGAUGGAUGAAUGAACACUGUGUUUAAUUCUCAGCACAUGUGUAACUGGUGUAAAACAGAGGGGAGCAUUUUAAAGGUCUGUGUCAGCUCACCGUCACACUGUGGCCACUGUUCUGUGGGAACGAGCUAAUUAUUCCUUUUUUUUUACAGAAUAACCCAGACCUCCCUGGUCAUCUAUCAGUUUGGACAGGUCAUCAAUUUAUCUAUUUCUUUUAUUUGUACUGUGUUUACCUGUGAUAACUUAUUAUCUAGAUUGAAUAAUUAGGUGGGUCUCUAUUUCUUGCCUCUGCCCUGGUUCAAACAUGCUGUGUCUUUCUGAUUAGAUGAUGAAGGAUGUAAAACAACACAUGAGAAGAUGUGCCGACACUCACAGAAGAAGUGAUGCAGACUGCUGCAGCUGCAUCCCCAAAGGCAAACCUGCUAUCAUACUGCCAAUCACAUCACAGAAACAGAUUGAACCCACAGCCUGCAAUGCUUUCCUUCUGAAAAAUAAACACCAGAUUUAAGUUUUUUUCUGAUCUGAAGAGAUGAAAACUCUUGUGAUCUUGGCCUCUUAUUCAACAUCAGCAUGCAAGAUCUGAAGGUAGAUUUGAACGAUUAAAACUUCAAAACCUCAGCCUUCCAGUUGAGUACAGUACAUUACACUGACUUUGUUGUCAGUCUUAGGCACUUAGCUGUAGCUGUAAAUCACAUUCUCUAUUUCUGUCUCAUUUCUAAUGCAGCUGCUUUGAAAGAAGACAAAAUUAAAUAACUAAUAAUUAGUUUCCUCUCAAUGACCCUCAGGGAGGGAGGAAUGACCAGCAGAGGGAGCUGAUAUCCAAGUAUUCCUCUAAUUCAUCUGUUUCAGCUCAAGCUGCUGAGUUACUUACCCUAAAAGUAACAGUAAACUUCUCCAGGGUUUACACACACAGAGUGAAUAUUUUAGCUGUAAAAGGUCUUACACAGAGCAAACUUGACCUGCAUUCAGAGCCCCACCUACGUGUUUUUACUUCACCCUCCACAGCAGCUCUCUCAGCUCUUCAGUAUUCAGUAUUGAUAAAUGUUCCCAACAAUAGAAGCUGAACAGUGGGAGGGCCGUUCAGGGCACAGCUGACGCACAUGUCAGGACAGAGGAGAGGUGAAAAUGAAGUGAGACAGGGGUGAAUAAAACAUGUCUCUGAGGACAUUGCCUCAUUUCACCGCUCUUUAGAAACUGUGAGCCUCCCUGAUGGUUAAUCCUGUCACACACACACACACACACACACACACACACACACACACACACACACACACACACACACACACACACACUUGGACAUGUGCAAACAUACACUAAUAUCUCUCUAAGGGAAGAACCUGCUCUUCUACAUAUCCUCUGUUUUCACUGCAGGUCAUCCCUUUGCCCUUGUAAAAUAGCACCAAAGCUAUUAAGACCAAUUGAGCUGAUGUUGUCUCGGUGGAGUCCAGUCUAUGUAACAAGUAAUCUGAUCCCGACUCUACGCUCCACUCUACCUUGUCAUCAAACUCUACAAAAAUUGAUUAGAUGGCUCCCUAAGCUUCUUAAUGUUAUUUACUCUAUUGGAUAACUGUCUGUGCAGGGGAAACAGUUGUGUGGUCCAGUGCAGAAGCUGUAAGUGCAUUCAACACAAUUUCUGCCUUCAUAAACCAAAGUGGAGAGCUGAGUGUCUGGUCUGCAGUCCAGAUGAAGUGUUCUGCUGACAUGAAGAUAAACUGUGUUCAUGUGCAUAUACAAAAACAGUCUACAGAUACAUUAACUAUGUCACCUUUUUCAUAAAUGAUCAUGGAUUUGGUGGUAACGCCUGAGACACACUUAUCAAACAGUGGCCACUUGACUUGGCCAUAAUAAAAAUUAAAAUCAGGUGUUUUUUUUUUUUUUUUUUUCCCCCCAAACUUACAGUAAAUUUGUAGCCUGAUACAAUGGAGUAUUAGGGCCACAUUAAAGUAAUUAAUUUACAAAAAUAAAGUAAUUACUUAUGAGAAUAAAGUCGUAAUAAAAUAAUUACUUACAGGAAUAAAGUUGUGGCAAAGUAUUUACUUAGGAGAAUAAAGUAAUUACUUACAAAAAAUAAAGUUGUAGCAAAGUAUUCAAUUACAAGAAAAAGUCCUUAUAUUCUAAACUGAAGUUUAAGAUGAGAGUUGUUGAAAUGAGAGCCAAGGAGUAUUUUGUAAAAAUAUACUUCAGUAUAGGUUUCUCAAACAUUGAUAUUUUGGCAAAUCAGCACCACAUUAUCACAAGUAUUACAAUGAUUUUAUAAUGACUUUAUUCUCAUAAGUAUGUAAUGAUUUUAUUAUGACUUUUGUCUUGUUAGUAAUUAUUUUAUUACUACUUUAUUCUCGUAACUUAUUACUUUAUUACAACUUAAUUCUCGUUAUUAAUGAUUUAAUCUCGUAAAUUAACAACUUUAAUCACAAAGCCUCCCUUUUUUUUCUUAAUGUGGCCCUAAUACUCUGUCGUAGCCUGAAAAUCUGACAAAAUUGUAAAAUAAUAAUAAUAAUAACAACAACAACAACAACAACAACAACAAAAACAAUAAUAAUAAUAAUAAUAAUAAUAAUAAAAAUCUUGUGGGGUCUUUUUAAGCUACUUUGUUCCCACAAUUGAUAAUACUGAUUUAACAUCUUUUUGCUAAGAAAUAACAUGUGGGAUGUAUUUAAAGAGAACAACAGUAAAUGUCAUAAAACAUCACUGUCUCUGCGUUCAGAGUCACACAGUUCUGUUACACUUAGAGAAAACAGCUGUGAUUUUAGUGACUCCUGCAUCUGUUGUAUCUGCUUGUACCAUCAAUCUGCUGAAGUCAGGAUGUAUUGUCUAUCUGUCAAAUCUCAUUUGGUUUGAAUAAGGGAGGAGGGCGGUCUGAGUAAACUGAAAAGCAGAAUAAAACAGCAUAUCCGUUGUAUAGUGUUCUUCAAAAAGUCCUACCACUCAUUAUUUUUGUGGAAAUCAAAGAAAACAGUGUAAAAGAAAAAAACUAACAAAAAAAAAAACACAUCAUGUCACAUUAUGUGUCUUUGCUUUGAGCCCUUUAAGGUAGUGAUUGGACUCUCCACUAUGUACAGCAUCGCCCCAAAUAUAAAAGUUAGAUACACAAUUAAUAAUUAUCUCUUUUUCCUUGAAGCUCCAACCUUUUUUUAUUUUUUUUUAUUUUUUAGACUUGUUCAAAUAGACUGACAAACAAGACCAUCAGCAACAAGUCUGGUGAAUUUUGUACUGUCAAUUUUAAAGUCUGAAACCAGUGUGAGGGGGGUCAAACAAGUAGUUAAAGGAAAUGUCACUGUCUAUAUCUGCUGACAAACUUCUAUUUCUACUUAUCUAUAAAACAAGCGUCCCCCUCAUGACUGAGGCCAAUCUUCACUUAAAACUGCUGUACCAGGAGGAUGAGAGAUGUAGACAUGCUGGAACAAAGUGGCUCAGAAGUAUUCAACAACUGAGACAGAGCUCUGAUACUGAGUUUCAGAUAACAGUUACCAGUGCAGUAGAGGCAUGAGACAACUAUUGUUUAACUAUAAUACUGUGUCACAGAGUGUUAUGCUCAAAGUUGACAGACUAAAAAAGCCAUCUCAUUCAGAGAAAAUCUUACUGUGGUCCUCAAAGUGUUGGCCUCCAGGAAACUUAGAGGAGAGUAUGUGAGUUUUUGACUUAUUGAAGGUUUGUUUAAACCAGAGCCUCUAUCCAGUUGAAAUCCUUCACUAUAGAGGCUACACACUUGACUUUUGACAAGGAUGGAUGCCUAAUGACGAAUAAAACACAUUUUCUUUUGUUUUUUUUAAAUAAAAAAAUAAAAAUACAAAAAGUGUCCUGUAAAAAUACUUUUUUUUAUCUUAGAUUAAAUCACUUUAAAAUGUAUCAAAAAGACAGCACACCUCAUUCAAUUGAACCUGUUUCUAUUGCACUCCUCCAGAGUUCUUCAGCCUGUUUGUGUGUUUGUACAGAGUUUACAGUACAGACUUACAAUGUUUGCUCUGGAGCUUCAUCCAUCUAUCCAAUGAUUUGUCUGUCUCAUUGAUAUCAUCCCAGUUCUCUAUCAAAACAAUCUGGCUUUCCACACGGUACCUGAAGGACUCCACAGAAGCUUUUCCACUGGCUGACCGACCAAGUAUAAUGAGGCAACGCUCAAAGUAGUCUCCCCCAAAUUAAAAGCAGUGAAUUGGCAACAGCUUGAAGACAAACCAUGAAGCCCUCUCUAAACAAACAUUGAUUGAUACGAUUAUAAUCUCCUCCAUGACUUCUUUUUUUACUGAUGAAAUAUGCAGAGCGGCUCCAGAGAGGGAGCUGAGCAGCCAACAAUCAUAAAUGUCACUGGGUUAUGGAUUACAGUGGUCUCGCCCCGGUCCAGGACUCACCUCAGAGAUUGCAUAAAGCUCCUGUCUCCUGGUCAAGCCCUCAUUAGGUCCUUUGCCCUCUGUCUGACAAUGCUUGGCAAGUGUCUUCAUAAAUGUGUGUGUGUGUGUGUGUGUGUGUGUGUGUGUGUGUGUGUGUGUGUGUGUGUGUGUGUGUGUGUGUGUGUGUGUGUGUGUGCUUGUCUACAUUUAUAAGGUCAGCCCAGUCCAGCUCAGUGAUUAUGACACAAACACACAUAAAGAUAAAGUGCAGCAUUUAGGAUGAUUUACAGGACACAAGACCAGGUUCGUGUGAAACAUGUCGUAUUGGAGGCAAAGGGUAUUAUUUAUUUUUCCCAGUUAAGUUUCUUAUCUCCUUACAACAUAAUCAAGACUCAGUUUACUCCCAAACCUGAUUUUAAAC